GUAACGGAAAAGGAGGGGGCUCACGGCCAGAGGGAAGGAGAGGUACCCGGACUCCUCUUUACAUGAGCGUUCCUGUUAUUGUUAUCAGUGUGGUGGAUAGAUAUUACUGCUUCUCGAAUUCAGAGCGCCUGUAGGUCGCCCGCUGUCUCCACGAGCUCGUUUGGUCAGUUGAACGGGAGCUGACAUGUCAGACAUAGUUCCUCCAGAGGUUAGACCCAAACCAGCUGUCCCUGCCAAACCCCCAAACGUGGGGGCUCCUUCUCCUUCUAGCCCCUUCCCACCCCAGGGCCUGGGUGUCGGAGGAGGCGGCAUCUCUGCUCCCCCACCGAGCGCCAUUCCAGUUCCCAUUGGAAGUCAUGGUCCGAGCCACGGUGGCAGUCACAGCGUGGGUCAUGGCAUAGGACACAGCGUUAGUCACGCUGGAAGUCACGCUGCACCACACAGCGGCGGUCAUGGUCACGGUGGCUCCCACAGCUCCAGCGGGGGAUCCACUCUGCUGGGAUACAUUGGUAUCGACACCAUCAUUGAGCAGAUGAGGAAGAAGACCAUGAAGACGGGUUUUGACUUCAAUAUCAUGGUAGUAGGUCACAGUGGUCUGGGAAAGUCAACCCUGGUGAACACCUUAUUCAAGUCCCAAGUGAGCAGGAGGAGUGCAGGAUGGGCUCGUGAUGAGAAGAUCCCCAAAACUGUGGAGAUCAAGGCAGUGUCUCACGUUAUUGAAGAGGGUGGUGUGAAGAUGAAGCUGACAGUUGUCGACACUCCGGGCUUCGGAGACCAAAUCAAUAACGACAACUGCUGGGAACCCAUCUCCAAAUACAUCAAUGAGCAGUAUGAGAAGUUCCUGAAGGAGGAGGUCAACAUCACCAGAAAGAAGCGAAUCCCAGACACCAGGGUGCACUGCUGUCUCUAUUUUAUCUCCCCAACUGGACACUCUCUUCGACAGCUAGAUACUGAGUUCAUGAAGCGCUUGAGUCACUCGGUCAACAUUAUUCCCGUCAUUGCCAAAGCAGAUACACUGACCAUUGAGGAGAGACAAGAGUUCAAGCAGAGGGUAAGGAAGGAGCUGGAGAUGAGCGGGAUUGAAUUUUACCCACAAAAAGAGUUUGAUGAUGACAUGGAAGACAAGAGUGACAACGAUAAAAUCAGAGAGGCGAUGCCCUUUGCUGUGGUGGGGAGUGACAAAGAAUAUCAAGUGAACGGCAAACGGGUUCUGGGGAGGAAGACAGCGUGGGGAAUUGUGGAGGUUGAAAAUCCAAACCAUUGUGAGUUUGCUCAGCUGAGAGAUUUUCUGAUCAGGUCUCACCUGCAGGAUCUGAAGGAAGUCACUCAUAACAUUCACUAUGAAACGUACCGUGCCAAGAGACUGAAUGAGAACGGAGGUCUGCACCCCAUAUCGUCCGCUGAUACCCAGGAGAGCAACCUGUAGUCAGAGAGAGAGUGAAAACAAUGAGUCCAAUAGAUGAAUCUACAAAAUACUAUAAUCCUUAUCACCACAGCAUUGCUGCAUGCGUGGAAAAGAAAAUUAAUGUGUUGAAUUGGUGUCAUUUAAUCCCCAAACUCCACCCAUCCUUUUCUUCAUAUUCUUCCCCACCAAGCAUAUCAAACCCCUCUGUUACCAUUUUCCAUUCAUCCCAGUGAGUGUUUGGAGGAAAGGACGGCCGGAGACUUAGUGCCAUUAUAGAAGUAAGGUUUUUUCCACUGCCAGCGCCUUUUCUCAUUGUUCAGAGUGUACAUGGAAAGUGCUCGUGUCUCUCGUGUACAGGAGGCUGAUUUUUAAGCCUGUGUGUUGUGUAGCAACUGACAGCCGAGUUUAGACAAACAAAGUGAUUUGCUCUAAAUAUUAAAAUCAUAAUUCCUGUGUAGCAACGGUGCAUUAGCCGGCUCUGCGGCUGGCUCUGUUGAAAUUGCCAAUUUUAAAUUCUCAGCAGCAGCUGUUCAUUUAAAGGAAGAAUCCCAGCGGCUUUACUGUCAAGAGGGUUUAACGAACAUUACAAGCUGUGCUGCCUUCUUUAAUAACCGAGUCCACGAAGGAAAAUAAUGAACUUUCUCUGAUAUUCCUUUGCCCUGUUGAAGUUUGAUUUUAAGAUUUUCAAAGAGUUUACUCACACAGGCCUGCAUACUAAGACUGAAGAGUUACAGCAUUAGUCACAUGUAAAAUGCAGUUUAUAAGGAGUGCACAUGGUGAGUGACUGCUCGCUGCCGAUUCAGUGAUUCACGGUAACAAACACAAAUUUAGCUGUUCAUGCAGAUGCAGCUCACCGUGUUUUGUUUCAGCAUGGUGCUCAUACAGGAAACUGCAUCUGUGUUCACUUGCAGCAGUGAGCUGUGCUCUUGCAGUUCCACCAUGCAUAUUUUAUCAAGGUUCAGACUGAUUUUUGUUAGAUGUUUCCUGUUUAAAUAGUUGACAGGCAAUAGAUGCAGGAUUUAUAACAAAUUGCAUAUACAAGCUUUCUCAGCUGGAAUGACUUGUUUUUGGUCUUUGAGAGCCACUACUGUCAGUGCAAACGUUGUUUUGUUUAAAUAUUUUUGGUUGUUGUUUUUUUCUUUAUCAUUACCAUUCAUAGCAAGUAGCCAUUCAAUAAAAUAUUAUAUUAAACCCGAAAGAAAUCCCAUCACUGGUUUGGUCAUCGCAUCUUUUUUUGCACACAGGAGAGCAGGAGAAUUGAAAUAUUUUUGAUAUAUUUGUAUUAAUAUUCAAUUCCUGCUCUGCACCACUUGGUGGCAGCACGCUGCCACAUUAAAGAAGUUAAACAGCUUUGGAGCAGCUCCGUCUGCCCCAGAUGUUCUGACUGCUGAGAUUUUUUUUCUUAAAUAUGUCACAUCCAGUUCUGAUGAAGUUUACUCUUCUGCUGUCAGCAGCAAAGACAUUGGGUUUACAAAAAACUUUGAUAAUAUCACUCUUUUCAUAAUAUUAUAACAUUGCCAUGGUGUUUACCAGGUUUUCUUCAGGAACUAAAUAUGAUAUUCUGCCACAUGCUGUCUGCAUUAGAACACAAACUACAAAUCUUUUAACAUAUCUCAAUCUUUUUUUAAAUCCAUUCAGCCUUUUUAAUCAAUCAUAUGUAUUUGUAUGAUUUUGAAAUCAAGUGUGUGCAACAGUAUGGUAGUAGUUGUCCGUGAUUUUAGUGCAGUCAGAGGUUUUCGAGCAGAAAUCUGAAACCGUGUUAAUGAACCAUUCUUCCUACUGUGUUUGUGUGCAUGCUUGUGUUAAUAUUGCCCAUUUGAUUACAGCCAGUCGGUUCACUCAUUCCUGCAACUUCACAUCCACUCACAGUUACUGUGUUUCUGAAUGUGUGAUGUGUAAAUUUAAUUGAUAUAUCAUAAGGUAAAGCGCUGCUGUCUUACCCCCAAACUAAGCUGAUGGCCCCCACGCACACACGUAUCACCCAGCCCUGUCACUCAGUGAAAACUCGCAAUGUACAUUUAUUUAACAACUUCUCACAAAGUUGCUGUGACACACUCAUGUAUGAUUUCCAGUGUUGUAUGGAGUUAUUUUUACAUUAUGUCUUAUUAUUGUAACUUAUUCUUUAUUUAAUAAAAACACAUGAUCAAGUUC
This is a messenger RNA of Pelmatolapia mariae (spotted tilapia), 3556 nucleotides long. It is a transcript of the gene septin3, whose product is annotated as septin 3. Gene Ontology annotation, cellular component: septin ring; microtubule cytoskeleton; cell division site. Lineage: Eukaryota; Metazoa; Chordata; Actinopteri; Cichliformes; Cichlidae. The transcript is spliced from 10 exons. Gene Ontology annotation, biological process: intracellular protein localization; cytoskeleton-dependent cytokinesis. The record is from RefSeq and is a predicted model, not a curated record. The coding region runs from base 185 to 1426 and encodes 413 amino acids. Gene Ontology annotation, molecular function: GTP binding; GTPase activity; molecular adaptor activity.